ACCCAGGCUCCAGACGGCGCACUGCUGUACCUGCUGUCCCCACUGCAAAGGGCUUCUCCCACCCCUGCUGCUUGCGUGUCCAGUGUUUCACCGAGCUUUAUAGCCAACGGCAACAAAAGCAUUCAGUGAUGGCACUGGGGUCUGAACGUGCAACUGUGGAUCCCUUAAGUCAGGUGGACUCGGGCAGAAUUCAGAAAUCGGCUAAUCUCAGUCAGGACUCGGGAGCGAUGUCGCAACAACUCCUCUACCGAGCUCUGGUGUCUGCAAAAUGGCUUUCAGAAGCCAUCAAGUCCCAGCAAGCCGGCCUGGCCUUGAGAAUCGUGGAUGCGUCCUGGUAUUUGCCGAAGAUGAAGCGUGAUCCGAAGCGGGAGUUUGAGGAGCGCCACAUCCCCGGUGCGGUUUUCUUCGACAUCGACCAGUGCAGCGACCGAACCUCGCCUUACGAUCACAUGCUGCCCAAGGCUAAUGACUUUGCCGAGUAUGUGGGCAAGCUGGGUGUGAGGAAUGAUUCCCAUGUUGUGGUGUAUGAUGGCAGCGACCAAGGUCUCUUCUCAGCACCCCGGGUAUGGUGGAUGUUCCGGGUCUUUGGACACGAAGCUGUCUCCCUUCUGGAUGGUGGCCUGAAGAACUGGCAGCGAGAGGGCAAUGCACUUACCUCUGGGAAAACCCAGGUAGCUCCAUCUGAGUUCCAUGCCUCCUUGGACAAGUCCCUGGUGAAAACAUAUGAGGAUGUCUUAGAUAACCUGGAUUCGCAUCGCUUCCAGCUAGUGGAUGCCCGUGCUGCAGGACGGUUCCGGGGAGUAGAGCCAGAGCCCCGAGAUGGAAUUGAGCCUGGUCAUGUCCCUGGGUCGACAAGCAUCCCCUUCACUGAUUUCCUCACAGAGUCUGGCUUAGAGAAGACCCCUGAGCAGAUCCGUGCUCUGUUCCAGGAGAAGAAGGUGGACCUCCUAAAGCCAGUGGUAGCCACGUGUGGCUCUGGGGUCACUGCCUGCCACGUGGCUCUGGGGGCCUACCUCUGUGGCAAGCCAGAUGUCGCGGUGUACGACGGGGCCUGGGUGGAAUGGUACAUGCGGGCACAGCCUGAAAAUAUUAUUUCUGAGGGAAAGGGGAAAACAGUGUAAUAAGCUCCAUUGUUUCCCAGCUGUGCACGUAGCUUGCCUUGAAACAGGAUUUGGAAAAGAUGGGUUUAGCAUUCCUGGUUAAGUAUCUCGAGAUGAAGGCGUUGGAUAACAAUUAUGCGCACAUGGUGCUUUGGCACUUUCUCCUUACCCUGCUGCUGCUAAGGAGGAUGAAGAUGACAGCAGUUCUGGGCAGCCAGCUCUAGGUGACCCUGCUUGAGCAGAUAAGGUGGAGCAAAUGUCCUCCCAAGGUCACUUCCAACCUCAGUCAUUCUGUGAUUCUGUGACCAUUUCAGUGUACCAGACGGAUGGCAGGGAGUGCUUCUGCCAGCAUGGGGAAUUAAUUGAGUUAAGCCAAGCUUAACUUUUGUGACUCAAAACAUUCACUCAUAUUCAUUCAUGGGAUGGUCAUACUUAUAUAACUGUGCCUCAUAAUCCUGCUCUCUGCCUCUGUCCCACCCAUGCAUGUUAUGGCCAUUUUGAGUGCAAAACUUCGUGGAAAGAGUUGGCUGUUAAAGGAGCAACUAUGGCAAUGAGGUUGGCACUUAGACUAGAGAUUUGAUUUGUGUUUCUUCUUAUACUUGGACUCUAACUAUGGUGUUUACUUAGCCAGCCUUGUAACCUGAUGGUCCAAAAUCCCCCUUGAGGAAAAGAAAAGAUUCUGGGGUCUGAACAAUGUAAAUAAACAUGUUUCAAGGUCUU
This is a messenger RNA of Ficedula albicollis (Collared flycatcher), 1820 nucleotides long. RefSeq names its product mercaptopyruvate sulfurtransferase (gene MPST). The transcript is spliced from 5 exons. Bases 129 to 1121 code for a protein of 330 amino acids. Gene Ontology annotation, molecular function: thiosulfate-cyanide sulfurtransferase activity. The record is from RefSeq and is a predicted model, not a curated record. Lineage: Eukaryota; Metazoa; Chordata; Aves; Passeriformes; Muscicapidae. Gene Ontology annotation, biological process: transsulfuration. Gene Ontology annotation, cellular component: mitochondrion.